UCACAUCUGCAGGUGGCAGCGGGCACACACUGUGUAGUAUAGGAAGUGAACCCUCCCGUGCCCCGUAGUGUGCCGUGUACGAUCCUUGCCCCGUACUCCUGUACUCUGCACACACUGACAGCAGAGCGGGGAAGAGCACGGAACUAAAGACAUCAGUCCGCGUACACGGGGAAGCUAAUUCUUAGGGACCAGGUCGGUGAAGGCAGCAGUGAGGGGCUGGAGGCUGGAUUUCAGGUUACAAUGGCAGAGAUUGAGGUACAAACUGCAGAGCUCCCUUCCAGCCUCACAGAGACCAGUAACCAGAGUCAGCCUGCAGUACAACAAAAGCAGCUACCUCCCUUAUGUAGAUUUUUUUCCCAGGGUCGUUACUGUCAGUUUGGGCGAAGAUGCCGCUUUUUGCAUCAACGCCCAGAAGUCAGACCUUAUGAAAAAAAUAAUAAUCCAGGAGAAAUGUCUAAAACUGCAGGUGCAAGUGGUAUAACAGAAAUGUCUGUAUCACAUAAUAAGAAUGAGGUGAAGUCGGUCCCUCCUAGAAAUAGAAGACUGUGCCGCUAUUUUGCCUCUGGUUACUGUUCGAUGGAGACCAACUGCAGGUUCUGGCAUCCAGAAAAGAUUCCACCAGUACAGGAUGACCGCUCUGUAAGCAAGAAACCAUUUCCGAAAGAAAAGGUGGAACGGCCAAUAGCAGUUCCAGAGGUCAUCCGAGCCUCAAAUGUAACUACUGAAGUUGCUGCUCAGCUAAGAAAGACAGAGAUUUCCCAGCUAUUAAAGAGAUUUCCAAAAGACAAAGUCAUCAUUCAAGAAAGAGAAGAUGGAAAAGUUACAUAUUACAGAAUAACAGUUGAGCCUACAGAUCCAGAUUGGCCUUUUGACCUGAAAGAGAUGGAAAUCUUGCUGGAGUUUCCAGAGGAUUAUCCCUUGGAGGUUUUUACAAUACAAAUCCCUGAGGAUCAAGUUUUACCCUCACUUAUGGGCAGAUAUGUGUGUGAAGCAUCUGAGGCAUGGCUACAAGGAAAGCAUGCAACAAAUCAACUGAUUGGGAAGGUGGAGCUUUUAUUCCGUCCUUUUCUACACUGGCUUGAUCGCAACUUGGAACGACUGUUUACAGAAGGAGCUCGGCUGUUAAAGAGAGACAUUGAUGUAGAAAAGGCUGGGCUGGAGUUUGUACCAUACCAGCAACUACAAGCAGCCAUCGCUGAUCAAUCAAGUGAGAAUGUCAACACUGAUAGUGGUUUGCAAGAAACCGAGCUGGAGGAAAGCCUGGAGGAAGAUCUGGAGGAUGACGAUUCUGAUAGCUGGAUUAGCUGUGAUGACGAUAACGAUGAUCCAGAGCCUGGCACGGCAUCCGAUGGUAUGAAGAGUGUGCAAGGAGGAGGAGGCCCUGGUCCAAGAAAGGGGACAGAACUCCAGUUCAUAGGGCUGAGACUAGGAGAAGGAGUGGGAACUUUAACAGCAUAUCGCAUAGUCGUGUCCCUGCUCUGCAGCAGGUGUAAUGUUACAGCGGACCUGUCACUGACUGGAAAGCAGCCAUGUGCAGCACAAUGUGAGAAAUGUAACAGUCGCAUUACCGGCACUUUUCAUCCAAGUAUCCUUCACCAAUACUCAUCGGUUCUGGGAUAUGUGGACAUUCAAGGAGCAUCUGCCAAGGAUUUUGUAUUGCCAGAGUGUACUUUCAUGGUCAGCUGUUUAAACUGUUCUCAUGAAGAGUCAAUACAGGAUCUCUCUUUUGGUUUAACUAAAGACCUGAAUUGUCUGAACUGCCACAGCAAACUCAGCAUUUUGACUGAAGCUGUCAGAUUCCAGAAGGUUCAGCGGUACCCAAGUAAAGCCAUCGGGAAUAAGGAUCAGCACAGCUAUGGUAGGAAGAAACUAAGAGAUCCAGCAAUACAAUCGGGAAAACCUCUUCCGGAUCAAGGAACCUGUAGACAUUACAGGAAGAGCUGCCGAUGGUACAGGUUUCCAUGCUGCGGGAAAGCUUAUCCAUGUGAUGCCUGUCAUGAUGAAGUUGAAGACCAUAUAAUGGAGCUAGCAACUCGCAUGUUAUGUGGUUUUUGUGCUAAAGAGCAGCCAUAUAAUAACGGGAAGCCCUGCAUAUCAUGUGGGAACAUGAUGAAUAAGAACCUGCAAUCCAUACACUGGGAGGGUGGCAAAGGUUGCAGAAACAAGAUUAAGAUGUCUAGGAAAGAUAAGCAAAAAUAUGCUAAUAGCAACAAGACUGUAUCACGGAGAAGCACAAUCAAGAAGUAACUUCAGUACAACACUGUGCAAAUGUGUCUUCAUAAAUACUGCACUUGAUUGUGACAAAGAUGAUGACCUAGGAAAGAAUCUGAGAAGUCAAAGUUCAUACCAAAGAAUGCAGACACCUUUAGUGAUGGUGUAAACUUAUUUGGAAUUGUGGAACUGCAAGAAAAUCUCUGGUUAAUUUUGCUUUAUUGAUAAUGUUUUAGCCUGUAAUUUGACAGCGUUGAAUAAAAAAAAAAAAGACCUGCACUUCUGUAUCAUAUACAACUUUGUUUCCAAAAAAGUUGGGACGCUAUGUAAAAUCUACAUAAAAACAGAAUGCAAUGAUUUGCAAAUCUCAUAAACCCAUACAGGUAGUCCCCAGUUUACAAACAAGAUUGGUUCUGUGGGUUUGUUCUUAAAGGAGUUGUAAAGG
This is a messenger RNA of Rana temporaria (common frog), 2656 nucleotides long. RefSeq lists its product as uncharacterized. The record is from RefSeq and is a predicted model, not a curated record. Bases 241 to 2247 code for a protein of 668 amino acids. Gene Ontology annotation, cellular component: nuclear envelope. NCBI's taxonomy places the organism in Eukaryota, Metazoa, Chordata, Amphibia, Anura, Ranidae. Gene Ontology annotation, molecular function: nuclear export signal receptor activity; zinc ion binding. The transcript is spliced from 13 exons.